Molecule: messenger RNA, 3851 nt
Organism: Vollenhovia emeryi
Lineage: Eukaryota; Metazoa; Arthropoda; Insecta; Hymenoptera; Formicidae
Product: nucleolar protein 14 homolog
Exons: 6
Coding region: 320-3094 (924 amino acids)
Biological process (GO): maturation of SSU-rRNA
Cellular component (GO): nucleolus; Noc4p-Nop14p complex; small-subunit processome
Source: RefSeq, a predicted model, not a curated record
UUAUACGUCUAUGGUGCCGUUGGCUUUUUAUAAGGUGCGAGCACAUGUGUGUUGGAGUAGGUGGAUUAUUGCAAGUUUGAUUUAAACCUUGUCUUUGAUAUUUUACAAAAUUUAUUGCGAUUACAAAAAUUGAAUUGCCGCAGCAAUCGAUGGUUAGAUUAGGUUAGGUUAUCACAUUGUGACAGAAUACCAUACCUGAAAGAGUUGAAAAUAACAUAUUAGAAGAUUGAUACGUGAAUAGCACGAAAUCAGGUUGUUUUGGUUAUUUGGUCUUCGGUACGACAAAUGGUACUGCUGUCGCGCGAAGCCGUUAUACAAAAUGGUUAAGGGAACGAAAAAGGACCUGUCCGAAUCUGUACAGCAGAGAAAGAAGAAACAGCUAAAUCCGUUUGAGGUGCACAUCAAUAGAGACAAGCAGAAAGUAUUGGGUCGGAAGAGCAAGAAUGAUCGUGGACUUCCGGGAGUUUCAAGAGCCAAGGCUAUCAAUAGGCGUAAGCAGACCCUACUUGCGGAAUAUAAAUUGCAAAAUAAAGACAAUGUCUUCCUGGACAAACGUAUUGGCGAGCGGAAUUAUGCUAUGAGCACGGAAGAUAAGGCGAUAGCGCGAUUUGCCACGGAACGCAUGAAGGCGUACAAAAAGGAAAGCAUCUUCAAUUUGAAUGAUGAAAUAUUGACGCACAGAGGGCAGACUCUGGAAGAGAUUGAGAAAUUCGACGAUCCUAGGAGCGACGACGAGUUUAGCGACAACGAGAAUGCUGGCGGCAGGCUGGAUAGAGAUUUUGUAGAGGAGGCCCACUUUGGCGGUGGCACGUUGUCAAAGGCGGACUCUGCAUUGUCCAGGAAGGAUUUAAUUGACCAGCUCAUCGCAGAGUCGAAGAAGCGGAAGGCGGAGAAGCAGAAGAUCCGCGAGCAGACGAUAGAUCUCACAGAGAAGCUUGAUUCCGAAUGGAGGGACCUCUUGCCUCUCAUGUCCACUUCCAAGGAGUCUACGGAGGGUACUGAUGAAGCGAGAGCUGACACCUACGACAUUGCUGUACGGCAAUUGAAGUUCGAGGCCAGAGGUAAUCCAUCGGAGAAGUUGAAGUCGGAGGAAGACAUUGUUCAAGAAGAGAAGGAGAAAUUGGAGAGGCUCGAAGCUGAUAGAUUGGCAAGAAUGAAAGGAUUCAUAGGCGACACUAGUAAUCGUUAUAAGCAUAAAUCUGCGGAUGACCUCGAGGAUGAUUUUGUAAUGGAAACCAUCGAAGAUAAUGACGCUGAGUCAGCAGCUACUGACGCCGAUAACGUUAAUAAUGAAGAAAGUAGCGACGAAGUUGAUGAGGAUCUUGACGAGGAUCUUGACGAGGAUCUCGACGACGAGCGGAAAGAAAGUCAAUCAUUUCCAGCGUGUGCUGAUGAGGAAAUGAUUGAAAACGCAAAAGCGAGGAAGGAUGUUGAUAAAGAGGAAACAAUAUGUUCAGAAUCAUCUAAUGCCAAUGAGGCAGAUUUAAGUGACAAAGAUUCUAAGAUUGAAAAUUUGCAUGACGCAGAGUCUGAGAGCGAGGAUGAUCUCUUGGACUUAAAAAUGUCCGGAUCGUCUAGUGGGGACGAAGGCGAAACGCAAGUUGCAGUUGCGAGGGAAAGUAAGAAACGUGUUACAUUUACCAAUGAUGCAACGGAAGAUGCCAAACAGGCGAAUCAGUCGGAUAAGAUUUGUCCCAAGUCAAUUUUGAAACAGAGUAGCACACGUGCACAAGAACCGUCCGACGAAAGUGAAAAGCAGCGGAUCAGAAGCGAUCUCCUGAUGCGAAAAGAGAUCAUGGAAAAGGCACGAAAAGAAUUACCUUACACAUACAACGCUCCGGAGAGCUUCGAGGAGCUGGAAGAAUUGUUAGGGCAAUAUAGCGCGGACUAUCAAUCGGUGAUUGUAGAUCGUAUUAUAAAAUGUAAUCAUUGGACAUUAGAUGGUAGAAACAGAGAAAAGAUGUCAACUUUAUUUGUAUAUUUACUACAAUAUAUAAACAACUGUGCCUCUGCGGAGAGUGCUGAUGAUUUAGUUAAAUGUUUCCAAAUCUUCGAUAGAUUAUGUCCUUACCUUUAUGAUCUUGCACAUAUGAAUCCAGAGAAUGCUAAAACCUGCAUAAAGGAGGUGAUCAAGGAGAAACAUGAUGAAUUUGAGAAAAAUAAGACGAGAUAUCCCGAUAUGGAUACACUUAUAUUCUUCAAACUUGUAUCGUUGUUGUUCCCAACAUCCGACUUUAGGCAUCCUAUUGUUACUCCUUGUUUAGUAUUCAUGUCACAAAUAUUAUUGAAAGCUCGUAUCAGGAAUUACCGGAGCGAUCUCUCAAAAGGUCUUUUCAUAUGUACCCUUAUUUUAGAAUAUACAACGCUAAGCAAGCGAUUUGCACCGUCCGUAAUUAACUUUUUACGAGGUGUUAUUUACACAGCAACACCCGCAGAUUUAACGAAAAAAAUUAAAAUCAUUCCACCAUUCAAGACUACGUGUAAAGUUCUAGUGAUCAGUAAAACUGAAAACACAGUUGACACAAAUGACACACAUAUGUUGGCAAGUGAUUUAAUUCACGAGGAAUUGGAUGAUAAAUUUAAAAUAAGAGCUUUAUUGACUGCACUCAGGCUGCUUACGGAAUUUAAAAAUCAGUGUCAAGAAUUGGAAGCAGCAUAUUCAAUAUUGGAGCCUGUUUUUCAAUUACUAAAAAUAAACAAGUACAAACGAUAUCCGUCAAACGUAAGAGAUCAUGUAAAGGAACUGCGUAAAGGACUUAAAGAACUACGAAAUAAGAAAUUGGAAUACAUUAUGCUUGAGAAGAAAAAGCCGAAACCUUUAAAAACAUACGAGCCCAAAAUAAUGACCAUAUAUGACGGAAAACGGCAUAAAUCCGUGUCGAAGGAAAAAGCGGAGAGAGAAAAAUUACUGCACAAAUAUAAGAGAGAAUUUAAGGGCGCAAUUCGUGAAAUAAGAAGAGAUCGUGACUUCUUAGCCAAAGUACAAAUUGGGCAGCAAAUUAAGAGUGACGCCGAACGCAAGCGUAAAGUGAAUGAGAUUUUCGGCGACGCUGCUAUGCAGCAAAGCGAGCUCAAGAAACUAAAGAGAAGAUAAGUUGAGAAGAAGUGCGAUACAAAAUUUUAAGCAUUGUAAAUAUAUUCUUUAGUAUACAAUAUACAUAUAUUGUAAAUAUAUCUUUUGGUAUACAAUAUAUACAUAUGUAUAUUGUAAACAUACAUUAGUUUUAAAGUAGUUUUACUUCUCACCUUUUUUUAACGAUAAAUUUUUGAUCAUCUUGUGUUCGCAUUUUCUCUUAGAGAACAUCAAUGAUUUUUAAGUUAAAAGCGAUUUAACUUGAAAAAAAUUAGAAAGAUUGCGAAUUCAAUUAGGGAAUCAAACGGAUUAUAAAAUUAUUUUUCACAUGAACAAAAGGAUAUUUCUUUAUAACGUACCAACAAUUUAUAAAAUAUAUUCAUUAUUUUCAUAUUAAAUACGAUUUACCUCGAUGGAAAUCUGACUUUAAUAUUUUACAAGGAUAUACAUAUUUAAUAUUUAAGGACAUCGCAUCAAAUAAUGUUUUUCAAAGUUUCACUGAAGAAAAGUCCAAAACUCUUAUUGGGAGACAAAAGGAAAGGCGCUAUGCUACAUCGACUCGACAAUAGAUAUUAUUUACAGUUUAACAGAAUAACGUACUACCCGUGCUAUAUUUGUAUAUGUAAUAAUUUCAAUAUUUAAUUUGUUUUAAAUUAAUAAUUGUGUUUACAACCGUAUGACAAUGCUUGUCUCUAUAAAUUAUCACUUUGUAAUAGAGACAUUCUUCUGGUUGCAUAUAAGCUGUACGAUUUUUUAUUAAAAGAUGAUUUUAAUGUUA